CGAGAGGUCCCCCUUGUGGCUGUACGACUAACACGUGUGUAUUGUUACAUAGCUGUUUUAUGAAACAGUUCCCAUCCUGUCCAAACAAAACAGCUACGAAUCAGACGCCUCUCAGUCAGCGAGCAGCAUGGCAGACUCUUUGGGCAGGCUGUGCUAUGUCCCCGCAAAGAAGUCUCCUCAAAGGGUCAGAGAGCGCGGAAAGUGGGCCAGCAAGACAGAGUUCAUCCUAUCAGUGGCAGGUGCCAUCAUUGGACUUGGCAACAUUUGGAGGUUUCCAUAUUUGUGCUACAAGAACGGCGGUGGAGCGUUCCUCAUUCCUUACAUUCUGUUCCUUGGGACCUGCGGUAUUCCUUUAUUUAUUCUGGAGACAGCUCUGGGCCAGUACACCAGUCAAGGGGGAAUCAUGUGCUGGAGGAAGAUCUGCCCCUUGUUCGAAGGCAUCGGAUACGCCAGUCAGCUGAUCAUUUUCUAUGGAUGUAUCAGCUACAUUGUCAUUUUAGCCUGGGCCUUUCUCUACCUUUUCUCUUCUUUCUCUGGAGAGUUGCCAUGGGCAACUUGUGAUAACACAUGGAACACAGACGCUUGCGUGGUAUUGAGCAACUAUACCGCCAACUGGACGUCGUCUAUGAACAUAUCGUCGUCUGUUGUAGAGUUUUGGCGACGACGGGUGCUAAAUAUAUCCAGUGGCAUCGAGGUUUUAGGAAACAUCCAAUGGGAGCUUUCUCUGUGCCUUCUCCUUGCUUGGAUCAUCUGCUACUUUUGCAUCUGGAAGGGAGUGCGAUCCACCGGGAAGGCGACUUACGUCACAGCGACUUUCCCCUUCGCCAUGUUGGUGGUGUUGUUUAUCAGAGGAAUGACGCUUCCUGGAGCCAUGCUUGGCGUCAAGUACUACCUGUACCCCAAUCCUGCACGCCUGGCUGACCCGCAGGUGUGGAUGGAUGCUGGGACCCAGAUAUUCUACUCCUAUGCUUUAUGUCUGGGAUGUCUGACCACGCUUGGGAGCUACAAUAAGUACAACAACAACUGCUACAGGGACUCGUACUUGCUUUGCCUGCUCAACAGUGGCACCAGCUUUCUUGGUGGAUUUGCCAUUUUCUCUGUUUUGGGAUACAUGUCCCAAAAACAGGGUGUGGACAUCGCCUCAGUAGCCGAGUCUGGUCCAGGUCUUGUAUUCAUCGUUUACCCCCAAGCUAUAAGCCUCCUGCCAUGGCCCCAGCUCUGGUCUGUGUGCUUCUUCACCAUGAUUAUCUUGUUGGGAAUCGAUGGUCAGUUUGCUGGCCUUGAAAGCAUCAUGACCUCCUUGACUGAUAUCUACCCAUCCCAGAUCCAAAAAGGAUACCGCAGAGAGUUUAUUUUAUUACUCAUCUGUAUCUUUUGUUAUCUGUUUGGCCUCCUCCUGGUGUCGCAGGCUGGCUCAUACAUUCUGCAGAUUUUUGACCAUUAUGUCUGCAGUGGUCCCGCACUUCUUUUGAUGGCAAUCUUCCAGUCAGUGGUUCUUGCAUGGAUUUAUGGUGCUGAACGCUUCACUGACAACAUCGAGGACAUGAUCGGCUACAAACCUCUACCUCUGAUCAAGUAUAGCUGGCUCUAUGCUACCCCUCUCAUAUGCAGUGGUACGCUGGUGUUCGUGCUGCUGAAAUACACCCCACUCAUGUUCAACAACUCCUACGUGUACCCGUGGUGGGCCUAUUGGAUCGGUUGGUUUCUGGCCUUGUCUUCACUCUGUUUGAUUCCAAUCACCAUGAUCUGCAAACUAGCCAAUGGAAAGGGUACUAUCUGGCAGCGCAUCAAGACCAGCUGCCAGUGUGCCGACGACCUGCCCAUGAUGGCCAAGGAGAUGGCAAACCUUCGCAUCGCACUGAAUGUUCACGAUGAUGGGAAAAACAGUAAUAUUCGAUAAAGUAACAAUCAUUAUUUAAUGUCAUUUUCAAAAAAUAGUAAAUGUACAUUUUAUAGAUGAUAUUUUAUGCUAGUAUCUGCUAGUAAUUUCUAUGCAGUUUUUUUAUAUUGUUGACCUACAAGUCAGAAAGUCAUGGCAAAGUGACACUAUGAGAUAUAACUUUUUAUACUAUGCAUUAGGGGUGUACCCAUACAACUUGUUUACUUUAGCUACGACGCCAAUAUUGCAGCAUUGACUAUUGGCCGAUACCGAUACCGAGCUGAUACGAUAUCAACACAAAUAAUACAUACAGUACGUUUUACUUAUUUUGUAGUUUGGAAUGCUAGAAAGUAUUGUUUUGAUGACGUGUGCUCUGCAUGCUGGAUAGAAUACUUGAGCGGAGUCUAGAAUGGACUGUAUACCGUUUCGAUGUUAUAAGUUUCUUUUUUUACUCUUUUGGGUCUCAUUUGCAAGUAUGCAUUCAUUUUAGUUUCUACAACUGUAGGUGUGUUGGCGGUGCCAGGAAGUAGUCUUUGCCGUUAAGUUGAAUGUGCCAGCCCUGUAUUUUGUUGAGCCCGACAAAGUGUUUAUACCCUAAGUAUUUUACUUAUUAAUUUGUUGAUUGUAACCUACAUUUUAGAUGUGGUUUGGAUUGACAAGUUUUGAGGUGUGGAAAAUCGCUAUGUAAAAUUAAUAUUGCCAAUUAUUAUCAUGUAUAUGGCAUAUACAAUGUAAAUUAGCAUCGAGGUACCCCAUUUGUUUUAAUUAAUUUAUUUCAUGUUGGAAUUUUGCAGAGAAGUUAUUUUGAAUCUCAUAUAAGUUAUAUAGGCAUACUGUAAUUCUGUAUGUUCAAGUCAUCGGUAUUUUAAAGUAAAAAUUCUAACUUUAAGCUAGCCAGAAAAGAUGGUUGCGGGAGCAUAAUAAACUGCUUGUAUCUGACAUUUUAAAUGCAGGUCAAUUGGAUCUGAUACCUGUUUUUUGCUGAUAUAGGAACGAUAUCAGUAUCGGAUCAGGACACCCCAACAAUGCGUAGUAAUAUAACUGUAUCACUUAUUUCACCAUCUACUUUUUUCCUAACGCAUACUGUGUAUUACAUCUUUUUUUAUUACUUUACCACAUUAUUUAAUCUAAAUUUCCCCGCCAUCUCAGAUUAUGCUGUUACCUCACACAUUGGCUACUCAACUGCAGAGAGCACCUGGCAUCUAUUAGAGGUAGUUCUUUCUUUGUACAAGUGCCUUAUGAUAAUAUAUAAUCAUAGUUGUCAUAGUUUUUUCCACAAAUAGUGAUACUUCUUAAAAUGUACUUAGAAGUAAAUUCUGCACCAUUGUUAUUAUUAUUAUUAUUAUUAUUAAAAUACAUUCAAUAUAAUAUAUUUCGUAUUGAUCUGAAUAUAAGAUGACACUGAAUAUAAGAUGACACUGAAUAUGAGAUGACCUGCCUUUUUUGAGGCUAAAAAACAUUUAAAAAUUUUGUUUUGUAGCAAUAGUGUUGACCCUGCGAUGAGCUGGCGACUUGUCCAGGGUGUACCCCCGCCUUCCGAGAGGGACAAGCGUUAGAAAAUGGAUGGACGGAUGGAUGGAUGGAUUUUCAUAUCAGAGAAAUAACAAGUGGUAGAUUACAAUAAAAAGGCAAUCAUAUUUUUUAGCUGCUGAACUUUUUAAAGUCUUUUAAAGCAUUUUUAAAAUUAUCACGGUGGCAGAGGGGUUAGUGCGUCUGCCGCACAAUACGAAGGUCCUGCAGUCCUGGGUUCAAAUCCAGGCUCGGGAUCUUUCUGUGUGGAGUUUGCAUGUUCUCCCCGUGAAUGCGUGGGUUCCCUCCGGGUACUCCGGCUUCCUCCCACUUCCAAAGACAUGCACCUGGGGAUAGGUUGAUUGGCAACACUAAAUUGGCCCUAGUGUGUGAAUGUGAGUGUGAAUGUUGUCUGUCUAUCUGUGUUGGCCCCGCAAUGAGGUGGCGACUUGUCCAGGGUGUACCCCGCCUUCCGCCCGAUUGUAGCUGAGAUAGGCGCCAGCGCCCCCCGCGACCCCAAAAGGGAAUAAGCGGUAGAAAAUGGAUGGAUGGAUCAUUAUUUCUUCCCCUCUGUUGUUUGCUAACUUGCUAACAGCCUUCACAACACUUGCUUUGCUGUUUGAGUGAGUGACGAAAGAAUAGCUCUGACUUGAUUGGGGAGAAGUAAUAUAGCACCCCCUGUUAGUAAGCAUGUGUAGACCUCAAGUCCUUGCAUAUAGGACAGAUCUGGGCAAAUUAAGGCCCGGGGGCCAUAUGCAGCUCCGUUAAGAUUUUCAAUCUGGCCCGCCGGACAUUCCCAAAUAUAUAUUUUUAGAUCUUUAAGAUUGAAACUGUAGUUGCCAUUAUGAUGUGCAGUGAUGUUUUCAAAUUACCGUAAAUCUUGAACUAUACAAAGUAUUCCAAUGGUUGGAAUUUGCGGUUUUGCAUGAUAUACCAGUUACUAAAGUAAUCCAAUUAGUUACUAAGGUCAUCUAGUUAGUUACUAUGGUAAUCUACGUCACAGCAUCUUAGACGAGGCACCAAGCAGUGUGAGUGGGGAGCGUUUCCACAGAGUGUUUCCAGAGCUGCCAACCUGAAUUGCGGGACAGGUACCGAAGCGGAAGGAGAUUUUUACAACAAAGUUCUAAAGCUUAGUGAAGUAUAAAAUCGUAGGUGGUGGUUUUUUUACCUAUCGCGUUCAUUUUUCACUGUGUUUGUUGCAUUUUUGUUGCGUUUCGCUUGAUUGAAAAAAAUAUGUCGAUUGAGAGAGGGUGUGACGUUCAUAUGUUGUCAAUAUUCAGUGUUUUAUCGUUCAUAGUUAAUACUGUGAAUCCCACAUUCUUUAUUUUCAUGUACAUUCUGGGUGUCUCAUUCAGUAAAAAAAAAAUUAAAUUCCAUUUAGUUUUUAACCUGUGAUGAGGUGGCGACUUGUCCCGAGUGUACACCGCCUUCCGCCCGAAUGCAGCUGAGAUAGGCUCCAGCACCCCCCACAGCUCGGCCGAGAUGGACAAGCAAUAAUAAACGAAUGGAUGGCUUCUAUUUUUAAGGCGGUCUGUCAUAACGUUUUCAGCAUUCAAUCAGACAUUAUUGUGAGGUUUUGUAUCAGUGUUCCUGAAGAUAGAUGUACCGGCCCCUAGACACAUUUUUUCUCUAAUAAUUCAAAAAUGAUUGUCCAGGCCUGAUAUAGGACAAUAUUUUUUGGACCUUUUCCCUAGAAAAGGUACUGUCUUAUGUUCGGAUCAAAAAUGUGUUAUUAAGAGUAUUUAGUGUUUAUUCAGUGAUAAAUGAUUGAUAAUUACAUACAUUUUAGGGAUGGAAUUCACAAUUAAAUUUCAUCUCCUGGGGUGAUGAUUUGAUUGAGAAUCAAUUCACGAUUCAACACAAUUCUCGAUAGUCAUUAUAUGUAUUGUGAAACAGUGUUGUGUUAUAUAUCCGACUGAAAUUAAACAGUCAUUGUCACACCCGACAGACUGCUAUGAUGUUAAUGAUGUGUAUAUAUAUAUAUAUAUAUAUAUAUAUAUAUACAUACAUAUAUAUAUAUAAUUAUUUUUAUAUGUAUAUAUAUAUAUAUAUAUACAUAUACUUAAGACAUCUGAUUGUAAAGCUAAUCAAUAGCGUUGUUUUCAAUUUCUGAGGAGGGGGUGCUUGAGGUGCGGCGUUUAGUUAUUUAAGUGGACGCACUCUGCAAUUAUUGGUGCUCGGCGUCUACUAAGCCACUGUUGGAGGAAAUCGGCAGACAUAAAUGUGCAGUGUGGUGGCAUAAGCUUGUUUUUUUAGUGUGUAUUUUUUGGAGAAAAAAAAAGAUCCAACAUUUUUUGCCCUGCCGGAGCAGCCCUUUCGUAUUUGCGGCAUGGCAACACUUGGCUUCCUUCCCCUGCACCGUCUGCUUAGUUAAGUCGGCCUCUUGCUGGGCAUCACCGUGCCGGUUUGGACAUUUACGCUUCAUUUCCAUUUUGGCACCUUUCCUCUCACGCUGCUCGGACUUUUUAGGCCGCCAGCCGAGCAGCACGCAUGACCUCAUCAUCACCAAACACAUCAACUCAACUUUUGGCAAAGAUUUUGUAUUUAAGCGAGCAUUAAUACGAUUUCAGCUGAGAGGGAAAAGUUCUCGUUUUUUUUUACUUGUCAGGGAAAUGCAGGAAAGUUUGUUGUGAUUUUGUUUCUACCCUGGUAGCAUAGCAUGCCGCUAAAUAACUUCCCAGCCAGGUUACAAAUAUUUGAUCCCCAACCAACUUGAAGCAUUCCAAUGUGCCCAUGAAAUUAAGUCAGGUUGGCACGAUUCCACUUUCUGUCCAAUACCACUUUUGUAACAUUGUACAAACCCUGUUUCCAUAUGACUUGGGAAAUUGUGUUAGAUGUAAAUGUAAACGGAAUACAAUGAUUUGAAAAUCCUUUUCAACCCAUAUUCAAUUGAAUGCACUACAAAGAUAAGAUAUUUGAUGUUCAAACUCAUAAACUUUAUUUUUUUUUUUUGCAAAUAAUAAUUAACUUAGAAUUUCAUGGCUGCAACACGUGCCAAAGUAGUUGGGAAAGGGCAUGUUCACCACUGUGUUACAUCACCUUUUCUUUUAACAACACUCAAUAAACGUUUGGGAAUUUAGGAAACUAAUUGUUGAAGAUUUGAAAGUGGAAUUCUUUCCCAUUCUUGUUUUAUAUAGAGCUAAAACUCUCAGGUAAACAAAUAAACACAGCAGAGAUCAGAAAGUUCACUGAGGUCCUCAGAUCAGUCCCGCUGGGGUCAGCUUUGGUUCUAAAAUUUGACGAUCUAGAGCGGGGUGUCUCCGCGGGGCUAUUUGCAGCCUGCAGCUCAAUUUUAUUGGCCCGCCACAUAUUAUAAAUAGAAAAUAAUCAUGUCCCAGAUUAGAAUGUUAAAAAUAAAUUUCCACCAAAAAUGGGACCUGAAAACCACAAUGGCUGACGACCUGUGGAUGUUACGGCUCUUUCAUGUUUUCCAUAUGUCCUCUCAUGAUGAACAUGUGUACCACUUUCUUGCAAGAGAUGCUAUGUUUUCGAUUGUGUUAAAGCCCUCAAAAAAGUUUUACAGACCCAAAACCAUAGAAGUUGGCACGUUGUAUAAGUAGCAAAUAAAAACAGAAUAAAAUGAUUUGCUAAUCCUUUUCAACCUAUAUUCAAUUGAAUAGACUGCAAAGACAAGAUGCUAAAUGUUUGAACUGAGAAACAUGUUUUUUUUUUGUGCAAAUAACCAUUACCUUAGAAUCUAAUGGCAGCAAUACAUUGCAAAAAAGUUGUCACAUGGGGCAUUUUUACCACUGUGUUACAUGGCCUUUCCUUUUAACAACACACAGUAAACAUUUGGGAACUGACGAGAACAAUUUUUGAAGCACUUCAGGUGGUAUUCUUUCUCAUUCUUGCUUGAUGUACAGCUUAAGUUGUUCAACAGUCCAGGGUCUCCGUUGUAGUAUUUUACAUUUCAUAAUGCGCCACACAUUUUCAAUAGGAGACAGGUCUGGACAACAGGCAGGCCAGUCUAGUACCUGCACUCUUUUACAAUGGGAGACAGGUCUGGACUACUCCCAGGCCAGUCUAGUACCCACACUCUUUUACUACGAAGCCACGCUGUUGUAACACGUGACUUGGCAUUGUCUUGCUGAAAUAAGCAGGGGCGUCCAUGAUAACGUUGCUUGGACGGCAACAUAUGUUGCUCCAAAACUUGUAUGUACCUUUCAGCAUUAAUGGUGUCUUCACAGAUGUGUAAGUUACCCAUGUCUUGGACACCAAUACACCCCCAUACCGUCACUGAUCCUGGCUUUUGAACUUUGCACCUAUAACAAUCCGGAUGGUCCUUUUCCUCUUUGUUCCCGGGGACACGAUGUCCACAGUUUCCAAAAACAACUUGAAAUGUGGACUCGUCAGAACAGUUUUGCACUUUGCUUCAGUCCAUCUUAGCCCAGCGAAGUGUUUCUGGGUGUUGUUGAAUAAAUAGCUUUGUCUUUGCAUAGUAAAGUUUUAACUUGCACUUACAGGUGUAGUGAUAAAUUGUAGUUUCUGACAGUAGUUUCCUAAAGUGUUCCUGAACCCAUGUGGAGAUAUCCUUUACACACUGACAUCACUUUUUGAUGCAGUACCGCCUGAGGGCUCGAAGGUCACGAGCUUAACCGCUUACGUGCAGUGAUUUCUCCAGAUUCUAUAAACCUUUUGAUGACAUUACAGACCAUAGAUGGUGAAAUCCCUAAAUUCCUUGCAAUAGCUCCAUCCUUGUUUGUGGAUGACUGAGCAUUGAAAAUGCUUAGAUACCCAAUCAUGGCACCCACCUGUUACCCAUUUGCCUGUUCACCUGUGGGAUGUUCCAAAUAAGUGUUGGAUGACCAUUCCUCAACUCUCUCAGUUUUUUGCCACAUAUGCCAGCUUUAUUGAAACAGGUUGCAGGCAUCACAUUUUAAAAUGAGCUAAUAUUCGCACAAAACAACAACGUUUUCCAGUUUGAACAUUAAAUAUAUUGUAUUUGCAGUGUAUUCAAUUGCAUAUAGGUUGAAAAGGAUUAGCAAAUCAUUAUAUUCUGUUUUUAUUUACACAACGUGCCAACACCCUGUGAUGAAGUGGCAACUUGUCCAGGGUGUACACCGCCUUCCGCCCGAUUGUAGCUGAGAAAGGCACCAGCGCCCCCCGUGACCUCAAAGGGACUAAGCGGUAGAAAAUGGAUGGAUGGAUGGAUGGACAACGUGCCAACUUAACUGGCUUUGGGUUUUGUAGUUGGAGCUAUAAUAAUAAUGAUAAUUACAUAGGCUCAUGCCACUAACCAUCCACCCCCCAUCCCCACCCAGCCCUAGAGAGGGACAAGCGGGUGAAAAAUGGAUGGAUGGAUAGAAAAGAAAAAUUUAAAUGAAAAAAAUUAAUAACUUUACCCACAUGCUCCCAGUGCCACCCAUACUGGUUUAAAAAUGUAACUUAGAUAUUGGGUUUCACAAUGUACAGUGCUUUGAGUCACUAGAGAAAAGCGCUAUAUAAAUUCAUAAUAAUUCAUUUCACUUCACAAUUCUUGGGCAAAGUGCUUUACUUUACUUUACUGUAUUAAAGUAAAAGAAGUUGAAUAAAAUCAUAAGUACAUUAGAUACAUUACUUUAAAAAUAAUAAUAAUAAUGUUAUUAUGAAACAAAAAAACAUUUGUUUCCAUGCCGUACUAAUAAAUGUUAAAGGCAGCCACACUGGAGAACAGUCCAAAAUUCCUAGGCAGAAGAUAGUUGAUGAUCUCAAUGGAGCAGGAAAGAAAAGCUGUCAUGGAUUAAGGGGGUAUAUGUAAGAAAUCAGCAGGGGAUCAAAUACCUCUUUGCCCCCACUUUAAUGUGGAUGCUGUUGCUCGGGAAAAUAAUCCAGGCCUGAGCUGAGAAAGUAAGAACAAGUUGCCACACACUUCAUGUUUGGUUGUACAAUCAUGCAGGCCAUGAAUCAAUGUGUGCCCAAAUAAUGACUCAGAGAGUAUUAUUUUAUUUAAUCAAAACAGUCUUUUAUAUCACGUGAAAGCUCGGAUGGCGUGAGGAGCUUGGUUAUGGAGUGAUGUAGCGCACAUUUUCAAAAUGAAAAAUUUUAAGCGUGAACCUAUUCCAAAAUAAUUAUAACAAUAAGGCUGCCGGACCUUAACAGCCAAUUGCUCUUUGUCUAACAUUUAUAGCAGCCACAUAUGCAAGUAAUCUCCUUCCCACUACCUCUCGUUCUAAAAAUGGAGUCGUGAAGCGAACGAAAUAUCAUCACACUUUAACAUCUCAUCCAAAAUAGAGGCACAGUUGGACUAAAGUGAUGUUAUGAAUAUUGCAUGUUAUGUUUUACGUCUAUUUCAAGCCAAAACAAGUCUAUCUUACCUGAGUCUACCUAAAGCUUGCUGCUGGCUAUCUUUUUUAUUUUACUACUAUAUCUUAUAAUUUUUUGGGUAAAAUGUCUCUUUGCAUUUUUGUUUUGACGGAUUUAUUGUUCUUUUUAUACGUCUGUAUGUCACUAUAAAAUGUGUAUAAUAAAAUCCAUUAUGUGCCA
This is a messenger RNA of Nerophis ophidion (straightnose pipefish), 9850 nucleotides long. It is a transcript of the gene slc6a11a, whose product is annotated as solute carrier family 6 member 11a. Gene Ontology annotation, biological process: sodium ion transmembrane transport. Lineage: Eukaryota; Metazoa; Chordata; Actinopteri; Syngnathiformes; Syngnathidae. Bases 128 to 1900 code for a protein of 590 amino acids. Gene Ontology annotation, cellular component: membrane. The record is from RefSeq and is a predicted model, not a curated record. The transcript is spliced from 14 exons.